This is a messenger RNA of Mesorhabditis spiculigera, 1734 nucleotides long. Lineage: Eukaryota; Metazoa; Nematoda; Chromadorea; Rhabditida; Rhabditidae. The record is from the annotation of a GenBank genome assembly.
AUGGACGUGUCCCGGCAACGGGCCCGGAUCGAGUCCCAGCUGGCUGCGCUGCCAGGUUGCACCGAUCGACUCGGCUCGCCAUUAAUUCUAAUUUCUCCGCAUGCCCACGCCUCGACGGCGGUGACGGCUAAUAAAGCCGCCUCCACAUCGUGUUUGGUGGCGUCAAGCGGACUUUACGACGACUUGGUGGCGGUUUUGGGAUAUUUCUCCCAAAUCCCGCCCCCGGAAGCUCUAUCCGAGAAGGGAGGGCUUUGCGUGCUAAUUGACGGCCGGAAGACGCCGUCCCGAGCGGUGCGUACCGUACUCCGCGCUUGUCAGCAAGCCCUCUACCGAAAGGUUCGACUGGCCAUAAUCCUGCAACCGGAGCGUUUUCUGGACCAACAGAAGAUCAACCUCGAUCUACUUGUAGAAACCCAUCAAUUUAAGACGAUCCUCACAUCCGUUCACAAACUAUCAAGAUGGGUGGACGUCACGCAAUUGCCAGCCUCGUUUGGAGGGCCAUUUCCGUAUGAGCCGCUACGGUGGUGCGAUAUGAGGGAACACUUCGAAUUUGCUGAAGCUGCACUCAGGGCGAGACUCGCCGAACUUGAGGCCGGGGGGAAACCGCUGGAAGAUGAUGAGUUGGCGGUUGUCGCCCGUCGCCCAGAAGUGGAGGCCGAGGCUCAGAAAAAGGAGGAAGAGGAGCAGGAGAAGAAACGGUUGCUCGAGGAGCACGCGCAGGGCGUUAACAGCCUAUUGGACUGGCUGGAAGGGCCGGGCGAAAAGUGGGUACAAUCGCUGCAUGAAAUCGGCGAGAGCCGAGAUGAGGCUCGGCAGCUGGUGCGGGAGCACGAGCAGUUGAGCACGAAGAGUCAGGAAGUGUGCCAACAAGCUGAAGAACUUGGCGAAUUAGCGCAAAGAUUGACGGCUACCGCCCCAGAACACGCCAUCACGUUGCAAAAAAUCCGCGAUAUCCUGCUCGCCACCUCGCAAAUAUUUGCCGGCCGUGUGAAGCGGCAGGCCGAGAUGGCUGGACGCAGCGAGAAGUUCCACGAGCAGAUGAGCGAGUUUUCCCGAAAAACUGACAGCCUCCUCGAGUCGUUGUGCACGGAUCCGCAUUGCACGGAUCUGGCGGGCGCGGAGGCCGAGCGAAAACAGCUUGAGGAGAAGGUCGAGCAGAUGGAGGGCAUCUACGAGUCGGUGAUGGACAUGGGCGCAGUUUUCGCGGAAGAUUUGGCGACGCCGGAUAAGAAUACUAAAAUUGGUCCCAGAAACUACGCUGCCGGCGUGCACCACGUCCGGGAAAGCAUGGCAGCUGCCCGACAUCGAAGAAAGCGUUGCCUAGACCUCGUUGACGUGCGCCGCCUAAAACUUGAGCAAAUCAUCCGGUUGAGCACGUGCGAACGGGACGCCAAUCAGGCCAUCGCCUGGGUCGAGGAACUGCAUGACACGCUGAGGAGGGACUACAAUCAGGUUGGCUGCGACGAGGAAGAGCUGCGCGUCUUGAAGAAGGACAGGGAACAGCUAGAAGACACCGCCAGGAGUACUUAUAACUAUGGCAAGGAGCUGUGUCAAGUAGCGCUGGUGUUACGACGAUCGCUGAGGAUGGACGCCAUUCCACAGAAACAACUCGCCGACAAGCUCGAGCACACUUGGGGUCGUCUCUGCCGAGCGCUCACCGAACACGACUCAAGAACGCACAUUUGCGGCGCUUUUAAUUCUGCUUGCAUCCAGGUGGGUCCGACCGCACAAAAC